Molecule: messenger RNA, 7793 nt
Organism: Danio aesculapii
Lineage: Eukaryota; Metazoa; Chordata; Actinopteri; Cypriniformes; Danionidae
Gene: grin2ba
Product: glutamate receptor, ionotropic, N-methyl D-aspartate 2B, genome duplicate a
Biological process (GO): long-term synaptic potentiation; synaptic transmission, glutamatergic; excitatory postsynaptic potential
Cellular component (GO): postsynaptic density membrane; NMDA selective glutamate receptor complex; postsynaptic membrane
Molecular function (GO): NMDA glutamate receptor activity; transmitter-gated monoatomic ion channel activity involved in regulation of postsynaptic membrane potential
Source: RefSeq, a predicted model, not a curated record
CAUACAGAUGCAGCGUGUGUGUCCUGACAGCAGCAUGUGUGUGUAUGACAGUGUGUGUUGAGCAGGUGUUUUCGCGAGGCGUCAGAGAGGGAGGGACACACACACACACUCAUGAAGAGCAGCGGCACGGAGGCGGCGGGGAUAUUCGCGUUUUUCCUCCGGUUUCUGUUCUUCUUGUUCCUGAUCGCGGCGGCGGAGGGAACGCUGUCUCUGCGCGUGCUCGCGGUGCUGUGCCUGCUGCUGUUCUGCUGCAUACACCUGAUACACAACCGCUGAGAAGAAGAGUGUGUGUGUGUCAGUGUGUGUGAGAGAGUGAGUGUGUGUUCGCCCGCGGAGUGUGUCUGCUGGAGCUGAGCUCCUCCUGAGCGCCGCUUGUUCAUUGAUGAGUGUGUGUGUCCGCGCCGCUCCUCCAGAUGAGCAAACACACACGCCUGUUCCUGCUCUUCUACAACGGCACUAAUGCGGAGUGAAGCCGCUUCAGCAGAGGCCAGUGUGAACGGGGCGCCGGGGGCCAGCGCGCGCAGCACUGAUCGACACUCUGAAAACCAGGACGCUGAAAAUCAGCAGCUCCAGAGGACACACACACACACACACACUCAUACACACACACACUCGAGGACAGAGAGAGAGGCUGCAGACGGAUUAUCAGUGUUCACAGUAGGGUAUGACAGCGCUACAGCAUCAUGUGGUUUCUGAGAUGGAGGAGUGAGAUUUCGUCUGAAAACACACGAGGUCUCUCUCUCCUCCAUCAUCAUGUCUGUCUGCGUUCACCACUGCUCGGCUCCGCCCCCUCAGGAACAGCGGGCAUGGCUCUGUCCACAGACUCCACCCACUGCAGUCAGGCUCCGCCCCUCGCUUUGCCAGCUGAUGUGUGUGUGGCUGCUGCUUCUGCUGCUGCCGGCGGUGGGCCAAUCACGGCGCGAGCGUGGCGGAGGGGGCGUGGCCCACUUCCUCCCACCGGCAGCGCCGUACCCGCCGGUCUCCAAGCUGCUGCAGGGCCUGAGCAUCGCAGUGGUGCUGGUGGGGAACUCCAGUGAGGUGGUUAUGGCCGGAGCGCGGGAUAAGGAGGAGUUCGGGCAGGCGGCGCUAGUGCCCGGCGUGGAGAUGCUCACCAUGAACGAGACGGACCCCAAGAGCAUCAUCAAGAGCAUCUGCGACCUGAUGACGGAGCACUGGCUGCAGGGUGUGGUGUUCGGCGACGACACUGACCAGGAGGCCAUCGCCCAGAUCCUGGACUUCAUCUCUGCACAGACACACAUCCCCAUACUGGGCGUCAAGGGCGGAUCCUCCAUGAUCAUGGCUGCCAAGGAUGAUAACUCCAUGUUCUUUCAGUUCGGCCCCUCCAUCGAGCAGCAGGCAUCCGUCAUGCUCAACAUCAUGGAGGAGUACGACUGGUACAUCUUCUCCAUAGUCACCACAUACUACCCCGGAUACCAGGACUUUGUCACCAAGAUCCGCAGCACCAUCGAGAACAGUUUUGUGGGCUGGGAGCUGGAGGAGGUGCUGCUGCUGGACAUGUCUGUGGAUGAUGGAGACGCUAAGAUCCAGAACCUGCUGAAGAAGCUGCAGAGCCCCGUCAUCCUGCUCUACUCCACCAAAGAGGAGGCCAACAUCAUCUUCCAGGUGGCGCACUCCGUCGGCCUCACGGGGUACGGGUACACCUGGAUCGUGCCCUCACUGGUGGCCGGAGACGCAGAUCACAUCCCAGCUGAGUUUCCUACAGGCAUGAUCUCGGUGUCGUAUGAUGAGUGGGAUUAUGGGCUGGAGGCGCGUGUGCGUGACGGUGUGGCUGUGAUCGCCACGGCGACCUCCACCAUGAUGAUGGACCGCGGGCCACACACACUGCUGAAGUCUGAGUGCCACGGGGCCCCGGACAAGAAGAGCCCGAUGACGGGGAACAACAACGAGGUGCUCAGGUACCUGAUGAACGUGACGUUCGAGGGCCGCAAUCUGUCGUUCAGUGAGGACGGUUAUCAGAUGCACCCCAAGCUGGUGAUCAUCCUGCUGGACAAGGAGCGGCAGUGGGACAGAGUGGGUAAGUGGGAGAACGGCUCUCUCUCCAUGAAGUAUCACGUGUGGCCACGGUUCGAGCUGUACUCGGGGCCGGAGGCUCGUGAGGAUGAUCAUCUGUCCAUCGUGACGCUGGAGGAGGCGCCGUUCGUCAUCGUGGAGGACGUGGACCCGCUGAGCGGAACCUGCAUGAGGAACACCGUACCCUGCCGGAAACAGCUCAAAGCCAUCAAUCAGACGCAGGACUCCGCCGUCUACAUCAAGCGCUGCUGUAAAGGCUUCUGCAUCGACAUCCUCAAGAAGAUCGCCAAGAACGUCAAGUUCACCUACGACCUUUACCUGGUGACCAACGGCAAACACGGCAAGAAGAUCAACGGCACCUGGAACGGCAUGGUGGGAGAGGUGGUGCUGAAGAACGCUCAUAUGGCCGUGGGCUCUCUGACCAUAAACGAGGAGCGCUCAGAGGUCAUCGACUUCUCUGUUCCCUUCAUCGAGACCGGCAUCAGUGUGAUGGUGUCCAGGAGCAACGGCACUGUCUCCCCAUCAGCAUUCCUGGAGCCCUUCAGCGCAGACGUCUGGAUCAUGAUGUUCGUGAUGCUGCUGCUGGUCUCCGCCAUCGCCGUCUUCAUCUUCGAGUACUUCAGUCCUGUGGGCUACAACCGCUGUCUGGCUGACGGCAGAGAGGCCGGCGGGCCCUCCUUCACCAUCGGGAAGGCCAUCUGGCUGCUGUGGGGUCUGGUCUUUAAUAACUCUGUGCCGGUGCAGAAUCCAAGAGGAACCACCAGCAAGAUCAUGGUCUCGGUCUGGGCCUUCUUCGCUGUGAUCUUCCUGGCCAGCUACACUGCUAACCUGGCUGCGUUCAUGAUCCAGGAGGAGUACGUGGACCAGGUGUCCGGCCUCAGCGACAAGAAGUUUCAGAAUCCCAAUGAUUUCUCUCCCCCGUUUCGCUUCGGGACGGUCCCGAACGGCAGCACCGAGAGGAACAUCCGCAAUAACUACAGAGACAUGCACUCCUACAUGGUGAAGUUCCACCAGCGCAACGUGGUCGAAGCCCUGGAGAGCCUGAAGACAGGAAAGCUGGACGCAUUCAUCUACGACGCGGCGGUGCUGAACUACAUGGCAGGCCGAGACGAGGGCUGCAAACUGGUGACCAUCGGCUCCGGGAAGGUGUUCGCCUCCACCGGAUACGGCAUCGCCAUCCAGAAGGACUCGGGCUGGAAGAGACAGGUGGACCUGGCCAUCCUGCAGCUAUUCGGAGACGGUGAGAUGGAGGAGUUGGAGGCUCUCUGGCUGACGGGGAUCUGCCAUCAUGAGAAGAACGAGGUGAUGAGCAGUCAGCUGGACGUGGACAAUAUGGCGGGUGUGUUCUACAUGCUGGGCGCCGCCAUGGCUCUGUCCCUCAUCACCUUCAUCGCAGAGCACGUCUUUUACUGGCACAUGCGCUUCUGCUUCAUGGGAGUGUGUUCGGGGAAACCAGGCUUCACCUUCACCAUCAGCAGGGAGAUUUAUAGCUGUAUUCAUGGAGUUGAAAUUGAAGACAAGAGUUCUGCGCUGAAUUCUCCCUCCGCCACCAUGAACAACACACACUCCAACAUCCUGCGUCUGCUGCGCACCGCCAAGAACAUGGCGUCUCUGUCCGGGGUCAAUGGCUCUCCGCACAGCGCCCUGGACUUCAUCCGCAGAGAGUCUUCAGUGUAUGACAUUAGUGAGCACCGCCGCAGCCUAGCUGGACACUCGGACUGCAAAGCACCAUACCUGCCUGACGAGAACAUGUUCAGCGACUACAUCAGUGAGGUGGAGCGCACCUUCGGGAACCUGCACCUGAAGGACAGCAACCUGUACCAAGACCACUACCUGCACCACCAUGGUGGCUCUGCCCUGGGAUUAGCGGGCCCCCCGCCCAACCGGCCCCUCAGCCUGGGCUCCAGCAGCUCUCUGGAGGGUGGCAUGUUUGACUGUGAGAGCCUAGGUGGUGGCGUGGCCCCCAUAUUCACCACGCAGCCACGCUCAGCCCUGACCCAUAGGAACAUGAGCAAAUUCGACCUGCUGCAGAGCCAGACUCCUCCAUCGGGGCCGGGCCUGAAACAGGGGCUGGCCGACCUGUAUGGGAAGUUCUCAUUUAAAGGUGGAGCGUCCAGUUCAGGGUAUAUUGCAGGGCAUGACCGGUACUGCGGCGGAGCCGAUGAUGGAAACAUUCGCUCGGAUGUGUCCGAUAUUUCCACUCACACCGUCACCUACGGCAAUCUAGAGGGCAAUGCUAAAAAACGAAAGCAGUACAGAGACAGCUUGAAGAAGAGGCCCGCAUCUGCAAAGUCCCGACGUGAACUUGAUGAGAUCGAGAUGGGUUACCACCGCCGUCGCCAGCACCACCACCAUCACCACCAUGGUCAUCGCUCCACCUCGCCUCCAUCUGAGCGCAAACGCGGUGGUGUCAGCUCCACCUCAUACCUGCUACAGGACAAGGAGAGUCUGAAGGAUUUCUACUUGGACCAGUUCCGGCCCAAAGAAGGUGUCCCACAGUGGGAGCAUGUGGAUCUUACAGACGGGCCGGGCGGCGGAGGCGGAGGAAACUGCACCAGCCUGGUGUCUGUGGACGAGUUCCUGAAGAGCAAACCCAAGAAGCUGGACAGCCGGAGCGCCAGCGGUAGCGGUGAGUGGGAGUGCCGGAGCUGUCGGGCCAGCAGUGCGGGCAGCAAACUCACAGCCCUGCAUGGGGGCGCCAUCCUACACACGGGCAGCACAGCCUACGGCGGCGGCUGUGGGGCAUCAGGAGGGGUGGGCAGCAGCCGGCCCAGCUCUGCCACCUGCAUGCGCUGCGACGCCUGCAAGAAGUCAGGCAACCUGUAUGACAUCAGCGAGGACAGUAAUCAUCUGCUGGAGCAGCUAAGCAGCAGCCGGGGACAGACGCCAGCUCAGCGCCGCCGGGCAUUCAGUGGAAAACCGCUGCGCCGCCAACAUUCCUAUGACACCUUUGUGGACCUGCAGAGGGAAGAGUUAGGCGGGAUCGGUGUCCCGCUGGGUUUUGGUGGGCCAGCAGCGCUGCCUCCGCCACGCAGCGUCAGUCUCAAAGAACGGGAGCGCUGCAUGGAUGCCUCCAGCCCCUUCGCACACAUAUUCGAGCAUCCGGCGGGUCCCGAGCAUGACACAGAGCAGGACCCACUGUUCUACGGGAAGGGCUCAGGGUUCGGGUUGUUCCGAGCGGGAGAGAGCACACCCCACCGCCGCUCCUUUGGGGACAGGGACCCACGAGAACGGGGACUCAUGGAGGGGCCCGCACACUCCCUAUCCAAAUCCCUCUACCCCGACCGCACCAACCACAACCCCUUCAUCCCCACCUUUGGAGAUGACCAGUGUCUGCUGCACGGAGCCAAGUCCUACUAUGUGAACACGCCACAGCACAGCGGCCCCGCAGGAGUCAUGUCCAGCCUGGCGCCGCACUUUCCCGCGGAGCUGUGCAUGGGAACCACCACACCAGCAAGCUCAGCCUCGGCCCCGCGGCCCUUCAACGGCAGCAACGGACACGUGUACGAGAAACUGUCCAGCAUCGAGUCUGACGUGUGAGAAUCAGAGAAAGAAGGAGCAUUCUGUUUGCUCUCCAGAUUUUAGCAGAACACGCAGAACUUGAGAGAAUUGAAAUGUCAUUUCCUGUGAAGUUCAUGUUUACACCAGUGUCUUCAUCUCGGCGAGCUGGUGGGAACAAGAGCAGGUCCAUCUGCCGAGCGCAAGAACAGCAGAGCAGAUGGCCACUUCACCUCCAUCCUACACUCCUCUGUGAAGAUACAAUCACGAACACCUAAUUAAUGCUUUCUGUUAAACAGGGUAAUAACUGUACCUCAGAGACUGACUGCCGAUCUGAUCUGAUCUGAUCUGAGACGGGUUUGCUCUGCUCUAGAGGCCUUCGCUGAGAUGUGAAUGUGAUGAUCAAUCCAGUCUCCGCAUCAGCCUAACGUUUCCAUGGCAACAGCCUCUCCCAUGCUCUUUACUGCCAUGAAACACGCGUGCAUUAGUGAAAGUGCACAAGCCUCUGCUGAGUUUUAUGGCUUCAUUUAUAUUCAAGUCUCCACUGCCGUGAUGUUUCAUAUAUAUCCCACAGAACAGCUGGUGUCACGUGACUCUGUGAAGGCUGAGAGUUCGGCGUUGGGGUUUGUAAAUACACUUCUCUUUAUAUAAGCUGACAAGGUCGACCUUUAAUAUAGCUUUUUCAACUACUACAAAUAACCAAAAUAAAGACGAAAACAGAACAAAAUAACAAAAACAUAUGCAAAUUUAGCCAGCGUUAUGAUUCAUAAGUGAUAUUUUAAGCGCUAGUUUGCUUUUAAACUCAUGUUAACCACUUAAUUCUGAUAGUUUACCGCCUCCUAAGCCGCCGCUUGACCUUUAUUCGUAUGAGCAGAGCUGCGCCGCCCCCUGCUGGACAUGUUUAGUUUAAUCUCGAUUAGUUUGCUAAGUUUCUCUGGUUUAUUGGUCUGGUCGUCUUCUAGGAGGUUUCCAGACUCGUUUACUUAGCUACGCUAGCGAGGACACACCGAAUGUUUCUAUAUUUAAAGCUAAUCCUUUAAGAGAUCGACCCUACAACCGAGACGCAUUCACGACACGUGCGUCUGUAUGUUUACAAAUGAAGGUUUCAACAAACAAGCGAGUCCUCGAAGUGUAGCUAAGUAAACACACAUGCGCACACAGUCGGAGUGUGUGCUCCGAUCAGGGCUUUUUAACCCUUUCUAAGGACUGACUGACUUUGUAACGCUAAUUAGUGAGUUGAUAUAGUGUGCUGUUUUUACUGGUGAAGCUGUCGUGAGGUGCGUCCUCGCUCUAGGUCUACCGUUCAUCUCCUCUCGUCUCGAUGUUCCUACAGUUAGAGCGACUCCGACCACGUCCUUUUCUGUUCACACCAUUACUAUUAUUAUUAUUAUUGCUACUAUUAUUACUACUACGAUUAUUAUUAUCAUCAAGGUGUUUAGGGUGUGUUCUUCUCGUACGUUGAAGCUAACGGUGCUAAUGUUACCGUCGUAGCGCGCAGUAAUCUAUGUUUGAGUUUUUCCUGAAAUCCUAUACACUUUAGAUCCACACACACACACUUCCUUACGAACGCCAUGCUUCUAGCUUGAGCUCUAUAUGCUUGAAAAGCACAUUUCUUGUGUUGAUAGAGGAUUACGCCUAUUCCGCAUAGCUGUAGUUAUGAUUUUCUAGCGUACUCACUCAGUAUAUAAGCGAUCUUAAUGUUCUGUUGACUACUAUAUUCUCAUGACUCUUAGGUAAGUAUAGUCGCUGGAGGUAUUCUACAGGUAAGAGACGCCCUGUUGUUGUUGUCGUCCACAUGGGUUCCGACGCCAUCCGUCCUCGUUUCCUCCACAGAAUCAGUGAAUGUGUGCUUCAUGAGGGCUGAUAAAAGCGUGAGUGAGUGUGUGUGUGUGCGUGUGUGUGUGUGUGUGUGUGCGAGACAGUGACUUCUAUGUUAAUUACUCUUGUUGCUAUGGCACUGCCAUGGUGUUACGAUGCUGUUCCCAUGGCGACUGCAGUGCGAGAGGAUGCGGGCUGAAUGAGUGAAUUGUUUCACUAUGGAAUAAGAACUACAUCCCCACUUUGAUAUGUCGCCAGAAUUUAUACGUCAUUUACAUCUCUGAAGCGAUUCUACAUGUACAGAUUGUGUAUAUAUAAUAACGAGAGAAUUCCUCCUUUUGUAUGACAAUACGAACACAAACCUCUAUGAGACUUUAAUAGUGAGAGAGUGUUUUGAUGAUGAUGAUGAUGAUGAUGAUGGAUCAGAAUUCUUUCACAUGCUGAAU